GAUAGUAUUUAAAUGGCCGCACUAAACAUAACCUAUAACAGCAAAACGUCAAACACGUUAAUCAACGAAAUAAAAUGAAUUUUACGGAUAUUGACCAAUUUUAUAUAAAAGCGAUUGCGGCUUUAUAUUGUAAAGAUCAUUUACGAACAGGAGAUGCUCCAACACUACAAAAAAUUGCCGAGGACGCUAUUAAGGCAAAAUCAGGUAAAGACAAGGAUUUCUCAUCUUUCGUUGCACCAGCAGUAAAAUUACAAGCAGCUGCGGAAGAAUACAAGAAUGUAACUGGAGGUAUAGAGGAAACAAAGACUGCAUCGAGUUCAGAUAACGAAUUAGAACUUGAUUUAUGGAAAGAAGAUCUAAUGUGUGUUGUAUGCAAAGGAAUGGAUGUUGGGGCUAGAAAUCGACUGAUAGAAUGUUGUGAGUGUCAAAUAUUGUAUCAUCAAGAAUGUCAUUCGCCGCCUGUAUCUCAAGAAGAAGCGGAUCAAACAUGGACUUGUCAAAGUUGUAAAAAUGCGAAACAAGUUUAUACAAGCCCUGUAGGGUCGCGGCCAAAUUCGCCACAUACAAAAUCAUCAAAAUCGUCUUCACAUAAAAAUAGUAGUGGAUCCAGUUCUACGUCUUAUAAGAGUAGCUCAAGUUCGAAAAAUGCGCAAAAAACCGGAUCGAGUUCAUCGUCAAGUAAAUCAUCUAGCAAACAAUCUUCGUCGUCUUCAGCGUCAUCUUCACCUGCUCAUAAUCAAGGAGUUUCAAGUAGUUCUAGCUCGUCUAGAAGCUUAAUGAAACCCAAUAUUAAUAUUAUUAGUGCAGAUAAGAGGAUACAAAGUAUGAAGAAAAAGGCUGCUAAGUUACAAGAAAAGAAAAAAUUACCAAGAUAAUCUUAAUAAUUUAUCU
This is a messenger RNA of Onthophagus taurus, 891 nucleotides long. It is a transcript of the gene IntS12, whose product is annotated as integrator complex subunit 12. NCBI's taxonomy places the organism in Eukaryota, Metazoa, Arthropoda, Insecta, Coleoptera, Scarabaeidae. The record is from RefSeq and is a predicted model, not a curated record.